Molecule: messenger RNA, 1491 nt
Organism: Alexandromys fortis (reed vole)
Lineage: Eukaryota; Metazoa; Chordata; Mammalia; Rodentia; Cricetidae
Gene: Or2k2
Product: olfactory receptor family 2 subfamily K member 2
Exons: 1
Coding region: 1-942 (313 amino acids)
Biological process (GO): detection of chemical stimulus involved in sensory perception of smell; G protein-coupled receptor signaling pathway
Cellular component (GO): plasma membrane
Molecular function (GO): olfactory receptor activity; G protein-coupled receptor activity
Source: RefSeq, a predicted model, not a curated record
AUGCGAGGAGAAAAUUUCACUGCUUGGAGCCUUUUUUUCCUGGAGGGAUUUUCCCGGUACCCAAGGUUAGAGAUCGUUCUGUUUGUCUUCAGCCUUCUAAUGUAUUUGGUUACCAUCCUGGGUAACAGUACUCUGAUUUUAAUCACAGUCCUGGAUUCACACCUUCAAACCCCCAUGUACCUGUUUCUUGGGAACCUCUCCUUCAUGGAUAUCUGUUACACAUCGGCUUCCAUUCCUACUUUGCUUGUGAACUUGCUGUCAUCCAAGAAAACCAUUAUCUUUUCUGGGUGUGUGGUCCAGAUGUACCUCUCCCUUUCCAUGGGAUCCACAGAGUGUAUACUUCUGGCUGUGAUGGCCUAUGACCGUUACGUGGCCAUCUGCAACCCACUGAGGUACCCCAUCAUCAUGAACAGGCAAGUGUGUGUGCAGAUGGCCACCAUCUCCUGGGUGACAGGCUGUCUGACUGCCCUGCUGGAAACUAGCUUUGCCCUGCAGAUUCCCCUCUGCGGGAACGUCAUCGAUCACUUCACAUGUGAAAUUCUUGCGGUGCUAAAAUUAGCUUGCAUGAGUUCGCUGCUCAUGGACAUGGUGAUGCUGGUGGUCAGUAUUCUCCUCCUGCCCAUUCCAAUGCUCUUGAUUUGCAUUUCCUACGGCUUCAUCCUUUCAACAAUUCUGAGAAUCAGUUCGACAGAGGGAAGAAACAAAGCUUUCUCGACUUGUGGUGCGCACUUGACUGUUGUGAUCUUAUACUAUGGGGCCGCUCUCUCCAUGUACCUGAAGCCUUCUUCAUCAAACUCACAAGAAAUAGACAAAAUCAUCUCGUUGCUUUAUGGAGUGCUUACCCCUAUGUUGAACCCAAUAAUUUACAGCUUAAGGAACAAAGAAGUAAAAGAGGCUGUGAAAAAACUGCUGGGCAAAGUACCACUGGCACCAAGCGUGUGACUGUCUUUGAUUUGGUACCUGUGACUUUGCCAAGGAUGUGCCAUGGCACCAAGCGUGUGACUGUCUUUGAUUGGGUACCUGUGAUUUUGCCAAGGAAGUACCAUCGGCAGAACUCAGCAGAGAAAUUCUGAACACCAAUUUUACAGUCGUGAGGUCCUUGUACACCAAGUCAUUUGUUAUGGAUGCAGUAGGUUUCAGUGUUCACUGAUUAAUAUUUCUUGGCGUUGGUGUGUCAUAGCAGGGAGGACAUCAAUUCAGCCACUGAGUGUUUGCUCCAAAAAUGUGGUCAGUGAAUCUUAGUACCAGAAGAAGUAUCUUCUUUGCUUCAAUCCCUUGUAGGAUGGGGUAGGAGCCUGAAGAUACAAACCAAACAACUAAAGGAAUGAAAAAGAUAUUGGCAUUGAUUAUAGAAGCAAGUAAAUAAAAUCAAAGAAAAUUGAAAGGACUUGGUCAACACUGUAUGGUGCAGACUUUGAUGACAGCAUCUUUUGACUUUUUUGUCAGAGCUUAUUCUAUUCCAUGGUGGUAGCUUCUUAAAUGCUUAUUAAA